AAGGAUCAUUUGUGUUCUGUGGUUCAUUCAUACUUCAUAGUAUACAGCGGUAAAAAAUACAUAAUUCAUCAGUUUCACAUUUUAUUUCAGAUUUAUUGAAAAUUAUUAAUUUGAGAUGGGUUGUUUACAAAAUGCAAAACAAUUAUUAAUAGCUGCAGUUCGUGUCCAAUAAGUAUAUUUAUAGAGGUAACCUAAAUAUAUAACCAUAAACGAUGAAUAGAUUAAGAGGGCCAUUAUGGAAAAGAAUAAUCUUUAUGAAUUGUCCGCGCUUCGUUAAACCAAUAAAUGUAUCAUUCACUAAGAUUCCCGUUGGUAUCAAAGUUCCAAGCACACUAAGCUUUUCCAUCCUUACCUUAAUUGGUUUGGAAAAGAUAUACAAUGCAGAAGAUGAAUUAAUUUUGACCAUAAAGCAUUGUGUCCUAUUUAUACAAAGAGGUGAAUAUGACAAAGCGGAGAAGUUGCUUCAUGUUGCUCUAAAGCAGGCCCAACUAAUGCAACAUCAAUCAGGAAUAACAUAUGUGUAUGAUGUCAUGGCCAAUUUAGCACUUCAAAUGGAACAGCUUGACAAGGCUAAGAAAUUAUUUGUAGCAGUAGCACAAAGAGUAAUGGGUUCUGGGGCAAGCGAAGAUGAUCCCAGAGUUGUACAUAUUAAUUUAAAAUUAGCAAGAGUGUGCCAUUUACAAAAAGAUUAUAUAACAGCCCAAUUAGGCUAUGAUUGGUGUUUAGAAAAACUGAAUGCCCAAGUUGAUCCUUCAAAUGACUAUAAAAUGUUAAUAGCUAUGGCAGAAGACUGGUAUGGUAGGCUGUUUGUUGAAUGUAAUAAAUGUGAACAAGGCUACAAAUAUAUGCUCAGUGCUUACAACAGAAUGAGGGAUUUUAAAGACAUGGAGGUGGCACAUAUUGUUGUACAACUGAAUGACUUAGGUACUGUUUGUGAAAAAAUGGACAACCUUGAUGAUUCUAUCAAAUAUAUUUCUGAAGCUAUAGAAUUAGGGAAGACACAACCAGAUAUGGAAGAUUUAGGUAUUAUGUAUGUAAAUUUGGGUAGAGCCUACAUGAAAAAACAAUUGCUUACCAUGGCAAGGAAAAACUGUGGACAUGCUUUACGAUUAGGAAUUCUAAACAAAAAUAGUGAAUUAAAAAAAGAAGCUGAACUUUGUAUGCAAGAAAUAAAUAGCUAAUGUUAGAAAAA
Molecule: messenger RNA, 1192 nt
Organism: Leptidea sinapis
Lineage: Eukaryota; Metazoa; Arthropoda; Insecta; Lepidoptera; Pieridae
Gene: Ttc19
Product: tetratricopeptide repeat protein 19 homolog, mitochondrial
Exons: 1
Coding region: 213-1181 (322 amino acids)
Biological process (GO): mitochondrial respiratory chain complex III assembly
Cellular component (GO): mitochondrial inner membrane
Molecular function (GO): protein binding
Source: RefSeq, a predicted model, not a curated record